CAGGACGCUGAUAGGCACCGAUCGGCGUCCUAGUCCCUGACGGAUGGACUCUCUGGACAAACGACGAAACGGUUUACGAUGCGUGUUUUAGUUGGGGGCUGUCACAAAGUGUUAUGGGCGGUGUGGAGCAGGGCGGAGGGAACCAGCCUGAACUCCCGCUGCAUGCAUCGUUCACUGAGCGGCUGAGAGAGCCAGGUGUUGAUUUGAAGCUGUGUGUGCGCUGAAAGGUCCCAAUCCUGAAAAAUGACUCAGUCGGUGCAAGUUAACCCGAAGUUGCCUGAUCUAGGCUCUCCAUUCAUCUACUCCAGUCAGGAGGAGGCUGACCAGCCAGGUUCCUACUCCGUUCAGACUCCGUAUGGUUUCCAGCUGGAUCUGGACUUCCUUAAAUAUGUAGAAGAAAUAGAGAGUGGGCACAAUCUUCGUCGGGCUCCUGUGAGCUCCCGCCGCGUAGGCCGAGGGGUCAAACUCUCCCAGAGGAGUCCAAGUGUGGGCGGGCGUACCAGUGGCUGGACAUCAACAGAGUCUCUUGCAUCCCCUGCCAGUGAAGAUGGCAGAGCUCCUCCACCGCCACCACCACGCAACCGCCUUGGGUCAGCUCCCUGUGAGGGACACUCUCUUUCUCCUGUAACCCUCCUCACUGUCCCUCCGCUGUCUGCCGGGGCCAAAGUACCACCUCCUCCACCGCAGCGCAACCCCAGAGUUGAGCGGACUCUCCUGGAAACCAGCCGGCGGCUACAGCAGGAACAAACCCACCAGCACCAGAAUGGUGGACGCUUCCAGCUCGCAGAUCCUCCUAAACAGAUUUUACCCUCCCCAUCCACUCAGCCUCUGCAGGGUAGCUGGACUAAACCCAGUCCUCAGACCUCUGGGCGCAGCACUCCAGCUGCUGGCACCACAAUGACUACUAUCCCUCCCAGCCAGCUGCAAACAGUUAGAGAGCAGAUGGCUACGGCAUUGAAGCAGCUGAAGGAGAUGGAAGAAAGGGUAAAGGGUGUUCCUGCGCUUGAGAAAGAGGUGGCCAAGCUUCGUGCAGAGAAAGACAUGCUCCUGUUAGCCCUACAAGAGAACAAAGUAACCAUGGAGUUGGCCCAGAAGAAGAAACAAUCUGCAGAGUCUUUUACCCAAACCACAGAGACCCUUCAUCCCCAAACUGAUCACCACAUCCACAGUCGGCUGACUUCACCAACGUCACCUGGUCACAAAGGCUUCGGAAAAUCUGGUGAGCUGAAAAGGCUGACAGAGAAAUUUGAGGGCAAGGAAGAGAAAACACAAGAACCGUCAAAAGUUUUAGUAAAGCCUCCAGAGAAAGUUUCAGUUGUUGUGAAGAAAUCCGUGGCUGUUGGGGACGACAUGCCAAUGGACACUAUUGUUUUCUACUACAGCCAGGGUGUGAAAGAUGCUUCUGAGGGCACCAUGGUGAAUGUUUGUGAGAAAGGCACAGGAACAGAGGCCCCUCUGGUUCAGGAGGAGGGAGUACAGGCCAGGGUGGAGACAGAAGAGGCCGAGGUUUGGGUCACGGAGUCACUACUUGGACUGACCAGCGAGGCACAGCGGGAGAUCGACACCUUACAGGACACUAUUAAAUUCCAGCAGGAGACCAUUGUGGCUGUAGAGAACCAGCUGAGUGUGGCCGACAAAGACCUGUGGACGCUUAGAGCCCAGAUGGAGGAGAAAACCUCCAAAGUCACAUUUGAGAAGGGGGUGCUUGUAAAACCAGACACAACGAAUGCCCAGGUAGAGACACUGACGUCUGCGUUAAGGGAUGCUGCGGUUUUGUGCUGCCCAGAGGUGACUGAUGCGUGCGUAGGCGAGAUUUUAACAGCAGAUCAGAUCGAACAGGGCACUCAGACUGAUGCUUUACAGAAAACAGCAGAACCGGCUCCUGUGGCACUGGUCAGCACUGGGUGUCAAUGGGAGAACUUGUUUGAGGAAAAGACUGAGGAGCAGAAAGUUGCAGUGCCAAAGAAGAGACAGUUGACCAUUGCUGAGUACAAGGUUUCUCCAGAAGAAAAGGUGGUCAGCAGGGCCGAGAAGAAAGAGGAAGACCAAGGACAGAAGACUACAACCAGCAACACCAAGACAGGUAUGCUGAAAUCAAUCAUGAAGAGGAAGGAUGGGAGUAACUCGGGCGAGAAUCGCACCACUGGCAAGAAGAGCCUGCAGUUUGUUGGUAUUCUAAAUGGAGGUUAUGAAUCAACAUCCAGUGAGGAAGAGGAGGAAGAGGAGGAGGAGGAGGAGGAAGAUGGUAGUUCUUCUGGAGAAAGUGGAGAAGGCGAGUGCUUGGACAGCACAGAGGAGGACGAGGCAGCUCUGGAGGAAGAAACAUCUGAGGAGGAGAGAAACGUCAACCUGGAUGAGAGUGACACUGAUGAGGAAACUCUGAGAGCCACAAGUUAUUCAUCGGAUGCUGUGAAAGAGAAGUUUGAGCUGAGCUCAAAAAUGCGUGAGGCUUGCCUCAUUCUGAAGAACCACCUUAACGACGACAUUAAAUCACUGAAGAGUAAGGAAGUGCUCUCCAGCACCCACACUGUGCAGCUUGAGUGGUUCCGUAUCUCCAGUGCAAAGAUGGCUCAGCCUUCACGGGUCUCCGACUACCUGAUGGCGUUCUCUGAGGUGUCGUCAGUGCUGCUGGAACAUGUAGUCAAUAUGACCGACGGCAACGGCAACACGGCUCUCCACUACAGCGUCUCCCACUCGAACUUUGGUGUGGUUGGGCUGCUGCUGGACACAGGUGUGUGCUCUGUGGAUAAGCAGAACAAGGCGGGCUACACAGCCAUCAUGCUGGCUGCUCUCUCUACUGUAAAGGAAGAGGAGGACAUGGCUGUGGUUAAGAAACUCUUCAGUCAGGGCAAUGUCAACGCCAAGGCCAGUCAGGCGGGCCAGACGGCGUUGAUGCUAGCUGUUAGCCAUGGCCGUCAGGAAAUGGUGCGGGCACUGCUCGAGUGUGGCGCUGAUGUUAACGUGCAGGACGAUGAGGGCUCCACGGCUCUAAUGUGUGCAAGCGAACACGGCCGAGCUGAGAUUGUCAAACUGCUCCUGGAACAGCCUGGCUGUGACAUCACCAUCGUGGACAAUGAUGGCAGCAAUGCUCUGUCCAUUGCACUGGAGGCAUCUCACAAUGACACAGCUGUGCUGCUCUACGCCCAUAUGAACUAUGCCAAGACCCAGACUGCUGUGGGGAGUCCAAACGCCCAGCAACGGAGCCCCACCAGCCCCCAGACGACCUGGCCCGCAGACUGACCUGAUCAUAGCCACUCGCUGAGGCAGACAGACAAGUAAACAUGACUGGAUAUGAGCUAAGAAAAGCUCCACUGGAAUUUACUUUAAUAUAAAUGUAUUUAUAUAUGUCCUGCAUUUAAGAGUAUUGUUAAUAUGAGAAUAUUAUUUUUCCAUAAAAGUCGUGGAUGGUUUUAUUAUAUACUUGACUAAUAUAAGCUCCUAGCAUGUCUAAAUGAGGUCUCCAGUGCUUAUUUUUUUCUGUGACUUACAUUUAUUAUUUGCACUCCACUAAUAUUUUAAUGUUAACUGCAACACCACCAGUGGUGGCAUAUUAUGCACAACAAAAAAACAGCAACUGUUAUUUUCCAAGUAAGCCCACACACUGACACAACGAUAUGUAUCACGAUACAUCACUAUCUUAUUGUAAAGACCAGUGUCUUUGCACCGGAAAAUGUGUCACACUGACUCCCUGGAGUGGCUACUUUACCUUUACUUCUUCUUACUUAACAUAUCUGUGUGCUAUGGACAUCAAAUGACACAUCACAGCUGGUGUGUGUUGUUUUCUAGUCUACCCUUGCUGUCUUGCCUUCAUUAACUGAUAUGUGAACCUCUUCACCUUCAUAGUCUGGACUAACUGUCUGUGCCUUGUAUGUUGAUAUAAAUAUAUACAUAUAUAUAUAUA
This is a messenger RNA of Xiphias gladius (swordfish), 3901 nucleotides long. RefSeq names its product KN motif and ankyrin repeat domains 3 (gene kank3). Gene Ontology annotation, cellular component: cytoplasm; cytoskeleton. The transcript is spliced from 12 exons. Gene Ontology annotation, molecular function: protein binding. The record is from RefSeq and is a predicted model, not a curated record. Gene Ontology annotation, biological process: negative regulation of actin filament polymerization. NCBI's taxonomy places the organism in Eukaryota, Metazoa, Chordata, Actinopteri, Istiophoriformes, Xiphiidae. Bases 244 to 3240 code for a protein of 998 amino acids.